CAUUGGCCGAGACCUCCACGACAAUGCUACACACUGUGAAGUAGUGAUUGUGAGCAAAGACUGUCGCUUACAGAAAAAUCAUGUAUUCCUAGAAGAAGGUUUUCAUUUCAUCUUAGCUAGAGGACAUGGAGCACAUCAGGAAACUAUUUCACAAAAAUGUAAGUUAGAAACUGUGUCUGGUAGCCAAUAAUCCAUUUUUAACAGUGGCCCUGUGCUCAUCUAAGCAACAGAAAUUACUUUUCUAUAGGAGAUGGCCCUUCCAGGGGAGAAACAGCUCAGUUGUGAUACACUUGUCUUCAUCCUGACUUUAAGUACAUUUAACUCCACACUAAACCCCUGUGGCCACAACACAGCUCUGCACCUGUCAUUUGCUCUACACAAACUGCUAAACGCAAUUGUUUCUGACAAUGGAUUACUCUGUAUCCCAUGGGGGAAUUCACAGACAGCAGCAUUAGAAGGGGCCUUAGAGAUCAACCAUUUCUCUUAUUUUACACACACCUAAAACUCCCUACAGCCGUGCUUCAUCAGCUUCGAGCAGAUGAGCCACCCAGAAGGCAGCUCCAGUUAUUAGGUCCUGGGGCCUGGGUGUAGUCAGGCCCUUUGGAAGCUCCAAGUCAGAGAUCAAACACAUCCUCCCCACUACCCACGCCUAGGGUGACUAAUGCCUGUGGGAAAAACAACUGAACUAAAAAGUCCCACAGGAACCUCAAACCCAGCACAUCCAAAAUGGAACUUCUCACCAUCUCCUCCAAACUCAGUCCUCUUAUACAGUAAUCCCUGUAAAGCUAGAACAAUCUCCAUUCCCCAUUCUCAGGGCCUUCCUCUCACGCUCACCUGAGGAGCUACCAAGUCUUGGCCCACAGGCCCUCUGAGAGUCCCUCCUGCCCACCCUGUGUUCUCCAUACUGAAUAAGGACUUGGCCACACCUUGUCAACUCUUCCCUCUGCUCUACUCCUGACCCCUGGAUCCAUCCUUCAUGCUGUGGCUGAAGGGAUCCCCCCAUCAUGCAAAUUCUGCCACAUCUCCCGCCUAAAACCCAGGAAGACUCCCCACUACUCUCAGCACAGAAAGUACACUCCUUAGUAUGGCAUCCCCUGCCCUCAUGGCACGGCCCCAUCCAGCUCUCCAGCCUCACACCCUGCAAGGACACCUAGACCCCCACCUCCCUCAACCCUUCAUGACUGCGCUUCUGAUCCCUGUUUCCCCUGGCUAGACCCUGCGUGCCCUCCCGCUGGAAGCGGUCUAAUGCCUGCUUGUUUUUAACACUCAGGUUGGGGCCCCUGCCUGCUCCCGGGAGCCUUUGCUGACUCCUGGACCCCUUUGCUCCGGCUGAGCGUGGGCUCUUUCUCUAGGUCUUUCCUCCCAGGACUCUGUGUAUUCAUCCCAUCGUUAAACUGGAUUCUCUACAAGAGUAAUAAUUGCAGAGUCAGCCAGCUCUCAUCCCUUUUCAGGUUUCAGAAAAGACCUGUGAACAAAACGCCUUGAGUCUGAUUUAGUGUGGCAAUGCCCCAAGGGUCCUGUUCUCCCUGGGUGUCCUGCACCUGGUGCAACGUCGGCCUGGCAUCUAGUGAGCCAUCUAAAGGAACGAUGAUGAGUGAAUGAUUUGCCUACCCCUUCCAGUACUAGGCUGGAGGUCGUGGUUAGGGCCCAUCCCUACGCAGGACAUGCAAAGUGGGAGGCACUCCUCUCUCUACGUCGGCAGGGGGCGCUGCACAGCUGCGGGGCGGGGUAGCUUAGACACGGGGCGUCCGGCUAAGGCCGGGGACCCAGGGUGGUGGGCGGGGUGUCCCGCCCGCCUGUGGACCCCGCGCAGUAACUGCGAACAUUUCGCUUUCAUUUUGGGCCGAGCUGGAGGCGGCGGGGCCGUCCCGGAACGGCUGCGGCCGGGCACCCCGGGAGUUAAUCCGAAAGCGCCGCAAGCCCCGCGGGCCGGCCGCACCGCACGUGUCACCGAGAAGCUGAUGUAGAGAGAGACACAGAAAGAGACAGAAAGCAAGAGACCAGAGUCCCGGGAAAGUCCUGCCGCGCCUCGGGACAAUUAUAAAAAUGUGGCCCCCUGGGUCAGCCUCCCAGCCACCGCCCUCACCUGCCGCGGCCACAGGUCUGCAUCCAGCGGCUCGCCCAGUGUCCCUGCAGUGCCGGCUCAGCAUGUGUCCAGCGCGCAGCCUCCUCCUUGUGGCUACCCUGGUCCUCCUGGACCACCUCAGUUUGGCCAGAAACCUCCCCGUGGCCACCCCAGACCCAGGAAUGUUCCCAUGCCUUCACCACUCCCAAAACCUGCUGAGGGCCGUCAGCAACAUGCUCCAGAAGGCCAGACAAACUCUAGAAUUUUACCCUUGCACUUCUGAAGAGAUUGAUCAUGAAGAUAUCACAAAAGAUAAAACCAGCACAGUGGAGGCCUGUUUACCAUUGGAAUUAACCAAGAAUGAGAGUUGCCUAAAUUCCAGAGAGACCUCUUUCAUAACUAAUGGGAGUUGCCUGGCCUCCAGAAAGACCUCUUUUAUGAUGGCCCUGUGCCUUAGUAGUAUUUAUGAAGACUUGAAGAUGUACCAGGUGGAGUUCAAGACCAUGAAUGCAAAGCUUCUGAUGGAUCCUAAGAGGCAGAUCUUUCUAGAUCAAAACAUGCUGGCAGUUAUUGACGAGCUGAUGCAGGCCCUGAAUUUCAACAGUGAGACUGUGCCACAAAAAUCCUCCCUUGAAGAACUGGAUUUUUAUAAAACUAAAAUCAAGCUCUGCAUACUUCUUCAUGCUUUCAGAAUUCGGGCAGUGACUAUUGAUAGAGUGAUGAGCUAUCUGAAUGCUUCCUAAAAAGUGAGGUCCCUCCAAACCGUUGUCAUUUUUAUAAAACUUUGAAAUGAGGAAACUUUGAUAGGAUGUGGAUUAAGAACUAGGGAGGGGGAAAGAAGGAUGGGACUAUUACAUCCACAUGAUACCUCUGAUCAAGUAUUUUUGACAUUUACUGUGGUAAAUUGUUUUUAAGUUUUCAUGAAUGAAUUGCUAAGAAGGGAAAAUGUCCAUCCUGAAAGUGUUUUUCAUUCACUUUAAUAGAAGGGCAAAUAUUUAUAAGCUAUUUCUGUACCAAAGUGUUUGUGGAAACAAACAUGUAAGCAUAACUUAUUUUAAAAUAUUUAUUUAUAUAACUUGGUAAUCAUGAAAGCAUCUGAACUAACUUAUAUUUAUUUAUGUUAUAUUUAUUAAAUUAUUUAUCAAGUGUAUUUGAAAAAUAUUUUUUAAGUGUUCUAAAAAUAAAAGUAUUGAAUUAAAGUGAUUCUGCAAUUUUUCUAAUG
Pan troglodytes (chimpanzee) is the source of this 3287-nucleotide messenger RNA. It is a transcript of the gene IL12A, whose product is annotated as interleukin 12A. The record is from RefSeq and is a predicted model, not a curated record. Lineage: Eukaryota; Metazoa; Chordata; Mammalia; Primates; Hominidae. The transcript is spliced from 7 exons. Gene Ontology annotation, biological process: immune response. Gene Ontology annotation, molecular function: growth factor activity; interleukin-12 receptor binding. The coding region runs from base 2047 to 2808 and encodes 253 amino acids. Gene Ontology annotation, cellular component: extracellular region.